UUUCAGUUUACAAAGAAAUCUUUUACCCUACUGACUCGUCAGUAACCUCUUUUUCUAUCAGUACGUAAUCCCGUAGUUUUGAAAUCUCUCCAACUAAGUUCUGCUCUCUCUUUUUCCAAGACGUGCAAGUAUGACCAGUCCAUGCCUGGACCCGCAUCGCACUUAAUGAAAUCUCUACUUUCAUAAACACUUUUUGCGCUCUUCAUUUUUUUGUUCUCGACCUUGUUUUGCAUUUCCUUUUUUUGUCUUACAACUUUAUCACUAUUUUUGCCCAUACAUUUUUAACAUAGAUUUACAUAUGAACGAAACUAGACGAAUCUAGCGACGACCUAGAGAGAACUAACAUGAAUAAGUACCUAAAGACGAGGCGUCCCCAUCUAGCCUCUCGCUGCACGACAACUCUACUUUCCUUAUCAACACCUCCCUCGUUUAAAAAAGAAGCCAUUUUUAGUGACGCGGCCUAUCUGCGACAUGAAUCAAGUGGACAUCCAUAGAUACUUACUUAACAAGAUAUACCAAAUCUCUUUGAUUUCCAACUUUCUGCGCACUUUUCUUUAUCUUUUUCGG
Amoebophrya sp. A120 is the source of this 567-nucleotide messenger RNA. The record is from the annotation of a GenBank genome assembly. Lineage: Eukaryota; Dinophyceae; Syndiniales; Amoebophryaceae.